Messenger RNA from Lodderomyces parapsilosis, 1851 nucleotides. RefSeq lists its product as uncharacterized. NCBI's taxonomy places the organism in Eukaryota, Fungi, Ascomycota, Pichiomycetes, Serinales, Debaryomycetaceae. Bases 1 to 1851 code for a protein of 616 amino acids. The transcript has a single exon. The record is from RefSeq and is a predicted model, not a curated record.
AUGUUUAGAUUAAUAAAUACUUCCCAAGGGUUACGUCCCUCAUUGAUUCUGAAGAUCAAACUAGCCAAAAAUGGAUCUAGUGUACCACUCACAACUACUUCCUCCACCACGGCACAGCCUUCUCCACUCGACUCAAAGCUUUUUUUCAGAAACAACUCAACCACCUCUGCAACAGCUGGCAGCACCUUACUGUCGUCUUCAUUCCAAGAAAAGCCACUCACUGCUGAAUUUAAAGAGAAAUUCCCUUACUAUGAACAUAGACAUCAUCAACCCAAUUAUACCAAUAAUUGGAGUUCGAGAAAUGCAUCCACUUACAAAGAUAUUGAAGAGAUUUCCAAUUUAAUCCAGGAUGAAAAAUUUAGACAACUGAUGUCCGAAAAGGAUUUAUACAGGUAUGCGGCAAAUUUGUAUAGCGCCACAAUAACGCUGAGAAAAACCAGAUUGGGUAAUUCGAGAAAUAGAGACAAGGAUCAAGCCAGUGCUUUUAAGGAAGAUGUCAUUUAUCAAACUGCUAUAUUAAACUUAACGGAGUUAGUUGCAGCUGGAGACUUCAACAAUGUCUUGUCAAGUCGUAUAUUAUUCAAGAUAUUUGGAACACUAUUACAAUUUAAAUUGAAUGCCGAGAUUAUGAGUUUAUGGGAAAAUGGAGUUAGUCAAUCGGAAAAGUCGAAUGACAAUGGUGUAGGACAAUUAUACUUGAGUCAUGAUGUGUUAUCCAUCGUGCUUCAAGUGGCCUAUGAGACAAAGAGAUUCACUUAUGAAGAAAUUAAACUGAUUUAUAACAUGAGUGUUAAUGAAAAUGAACCAGUACAUCCAUUCUUGUCCGACCGAAUCGGUCAAGUUGCCAUUAUGGAAGGUGAUCAUGCUAGAGGGUUGGAUGCUUUGGAAGAAUUGAUGACAUUGUAUGAACAAAAACCAGCAGAGAAAUCGAUUUUGGGAGGAUUGGCUCAAUUGCAUUUAUCAUUUAUUGGACAAUGUAAAGAUGUUGUUAUUGCCAAGAGAUUCUUUGACAAGGCAGUUGAUAGUGCUGAUUCAUUACCUUAUGUUGUUAUUUUGAAAGCUCCUUAUAUGGUUUCAUUUUUGGAAAAUUGUAUCAACGCUGGUGACUCAAUGGAGGAAGUUGUUGAUUUAUGGAGUCGUAUUUCAGCUCAUUAUGGUGAGACUAGUGCUGCUACAAACUCGUCCAAGCUGGCCACAAUCAAUGCUGGUUUGUUUAAAUUAUUCUUUGAUAAGUACCCUGAACCAAAUGAAGAAUCAAUUAAACUUUUGAAAUUGAUAUUCGCCAAGUCACCCAAUAUUGAUGAGGUGUUUUUAAAUACUUUGAUCUCGAAUAUGCAGUGGACAGAAAAGAGUUUGGUUCAGGAUGUAAUUGAUGCUUUUGAAAGAUUCAAUGUCGACAAGAGUAUUAUUUCUCGUCGGGUUAUUUUGAAACAAGCAGGCAAAGUUGAUUACUCAGUACCAGAGAUUUUGCAAUUAUGGAAUAACUUGUUGGCUAAAUUGGAUGCUGAACACUACAAAUACAUUGCCAAUGCCGAUUGGUCAGCACUUCGAGCAGCAACUGCGUUUUCUGAAAAUUACAAAACAAAAGAAAGAUUGGGUUUGUACUUGUCGCUUAUUAAAACAUACAAGAAUUAUAUGCAACAUAAUGGAGCUUGUAUUAACUUCAUUAGAGGUUGGAUUAGAGACGCCAAUGUAUACAAAGAAGUUUCAAGAAUUACAGUUGAAGAAGAUCCUCAUUUCGAAAAUGAAGUUGCCAUUGAUGUCCCACAGUUUCAAAAUUUGAGAGAGAAUGUUGAUUAUAGAAGUGUAACUAAAAAGGUGACCGAUGCUAAUCCAAGGUUACUUGAUUAG